This is a messenger RNA of Zonotrichia leucophrys gambelii, 2856 nucleotides long. RefSeq names its product motile sperm domain containing 2 (gene MOSPD2). Lineage: Eukaryota; Metazoa; Chordata; Aves; Passeriformes; Passerellidae. Gene Ontology annotation, cellular component: endoplasmic reticulum-endosome membrane contact site; endomembrane system. The record is from RefSeq and is a predicted model, not a curated record. The transcript has 15 exons. The coding region runs from base 66 to 1622 and encodes 518 amino acids.
UCCCGCCGCUCCUCGCGCUGCUGGAGCCGCCUCAGUGCGGGCGGCGCGGGCGGACCCGCUGGAUCAUGGCUGAGCAGCGGCAGGAUAAGGGGGCGCUGAUAAGCGAGACCCGGCGGCGUUUCGAGGCGGAGUACCUGCCAGAUAAAUCAGAUAAAUAUGAUUCUAGAGAUGUGGAGAGACUUCAGCAAGAUGAUAAAUGGGUUGAGAACUACUUGAUUUGGCGCCAUGAUGUUGUGGAUGAUACGUUAAAGAUGAUUGAUGAAAGCUUUCAGUGGAGGAAAGAAUACACAGUUAAUGACUUAUCAGAAUCUGUCCUUCCAAAAUGGUUAUUUGAAAUUGGUGCUCUCUUUCUGCAUGGAUAUGAUAAAGAGGGCUAUAAGUUAUUUUGGUUCAAAGUGAAGCAUCAUACAAGAUAUCCUAAACAACAACUUGACAAAAAGAAACUGGUGGCUUUUUGGUUAGAACACUAUGCCAAGAGAGAUCAUGGAAAGCCCUUGACAGUGGUAUUUGAUAUGGCUGAAACUGGAAUCAGUCACAUAGACUUGGAUUUUGUCCGGUUUAUUGUCAAUUGUUUUACAGAUUAUUACCCAAACUUCCUCACAAAGAUAGUAAUAUUUGAAAUGCCAUGGAUAAUGAAUGCCGCUUUUAAAAUCGUGAAGGGUUGGCUUGGCCCAGAAGCAAUAAGCAUGUUAAAGUUCACAAACAAGAAUGAUGUGCAGGAAUACAUCAGUGCAGAGUAUCUGCCACCUCACAUGGGUGGAACUGAUUCUUUCAAGUACAGUUAUCCUCCUUUGGUUGAUGAUGAUUUUCAAACUCCUUUAUGUGAAAAUGGGCCCAUUACAAGUGAAGAUGAGCAUGAAAGUAAAGAAGAGAUAGAUGCAGACACCAAGGAGACUGGGGAGCUGAAUGAAGCACAAAACCUUAAUCAGAAAAAGAUGAAUUCUAUAGAACAAAUUUCCAAAUCAGAGGAAACUGACAAAACAGAGGUCAAACAAAAAAAUGCAAAGAAAGCAUUAACUACUUUUAAAGGACCUUUAUUACAUAUCAGCCCAGCAGAAGAACUGUUUUUUGGAUCCAAAGAAACUGGAGAGAAAAAAUGUUUGAUAGUUCUCACAAACGUCACUAAAAAUGUAGUGGCUUUUAAAGUGAGAACAACUGCACCAGAAAAAUACAGGGUUAAACCCAGUAACAGCAGCUGUGAACCUGGCACAUCAUUAGAUAUAAUAGUUUCUCUUCAUGGUGGUUUUGCAGCUUCUUUGCAGGAUCGUUUCCUUAUAAUGGCAGCAGAAAUGGACCAGUCCUCUGGAGCAGGUGUGCCAGAACUGACUCAGUUUUGGAAAGAAGUCCCUAGGACCAAAGUCAUGGAACAUAGGCUCAGGUGUCAUGUCAUAGAAAGUAGUAAGCCCUCUUCUCUGACAUUAAAAGACAAUGCAUUUAAUAUUCCAGCAAAAACUAAUGAAGAUUUACAUAUACAGCUAACUCAUUUACUGCAGAUUAAUAAAAGACUUGAGGAGCAGAUGAAUCGCUGCCUCUGGUUCCAGCAGCUGUCAGUUGUUUUAUCACUGCUAUCAGUUACUGUUGCUGCCUUCUGUUUCUACCUGGCGUGUGCCCAGAGAAGCUAAAAAGAAUUGCUGUGCCCUGGAUGUGCUGCUGCCUGUCAUGGCUCUUUGGAGUCAAAAAGAUUGCAGUGCUGCACUUGGAUUCUGGAACUGCCAAAAUUGAGGUUUGUGAGCCUACAGCAAUGAACAAGGAACAGUUUACUGGGGAAAAAAAGAUAGAAGAAAUGAAUGACCAGCAAACAAAAUUACUGAAAUUAUUGUCUAAGUUGACAAUUACAAUAGGGCAUGAGGAAGAUGUUAAAGUUAGGACCUAUUUUCAUUGUACAACUCAAUAAAAACUACUGAAUGGAAGGAGGAAACCAAAUACAACAUUAUUUAAGACUGUUGUGCUUUUUUUUUUUCUUCUAUUCAACUACUUUAAAUACAAUAUUUCAUUUCUUUUCAUCAUAUUCAUUCUUACAUUCUGAAUCACUCCCGUAGAAGAUGCAAACAGUCAACUUAGUGUAUUCCAAGGUUAAUCUGUUCAUCCAGAAAAAUUUACAGCAAUUAUGUAGUACAGGUGGAUUUUUUUAUAUAAUCGGUGUAUGUAUGUACACAUAAAGGAAGAUAUUUGUUGUUAGUAAUUAUUUCGAUAAUUCAGGCUCAUUGCUCUUAUUGGUUAAAUUCCUUAUUUUUGUGCUUCUUCUAAAUGAAAAGUUAUUGCAAACAUUUCAUACAAAGAAACAUACGCACAAGACAAGACACUAUUCCUAUUCUCUUUUUUUUUUUUGGAAAGAACUUCUGUUCAAAUUACAGAAGGAGUGUGGGAGCUGACUUCUUUACUGUGAUGGCCUAUUAUUGGUUCAUAAAAAGGCUAUUAAAUAGUCAGUGUAAGAACUUACUCUGAGCAGUGCAAUAUGGUUAAAUUACAUAUGAAAUUAUGAAAAAAGCAAGUCAAAUCAGAAAGAUUAAAUACACUUGAAGGCAACAUAAAAGUAUUAUAUCUGCCAUUUCACAGAAAUUGUUGUGGAAAUGGUGCAUGAAGCUAGAAAGAACUUUGCUAACAAGGAUUCUUUGUACUCAUUGCUGUAAAUAUGUAUAUUAAAAUGAUGGAAACUCAAAAGGAGACUGAUGGUAUCUUUCAUAUUUUUAAAAUUUUCACUCUUAGGAGAUUUAAUAGAAUUAUGUUACUUGAAUUAAUUUUUGCUACAGAUUGGCUUUGUAACAGAUUUAUUGGUUUUGUCUGCUGACUUCAAUAGAUGAGAAGUGAUUGUUAAGGAAAAAUAAAGGUCAUACUCUGCUUCUGUCUUUUUGCUUA